AUGGGCGCCUAUCUCUAUGGGCGCCUAUCUCUAGGGCGCCUAUCUCUAGGGCGCCUAUCUCUAGGGGCGCCUAUCUCUAGGGGCGCCUAUCUCUAUGGGGCGCCUAUCUCUAGGGCGCCUAUCUCUAUGGGCGCCUAUCUCUAUGGGCGCCUAUCUCUAUGGGCGCCUAUCUCUAUGGGCGCCUAUCUCUAUGGGCGCCUAUCUCUAUGGGCGCCUAUCUCUAGGGGCACUAUCUCUAGGGCGCCUAUCUCUAGGGGCGCCUAUCUCUAUGGGCGCCUAUCUCUAUGGCGCCUAUCUCUAGGGCGCCUAUCUCUAUGGCGCCUAUCUCUAUGGGCGCCUAUCUCUAUGGGCGCCUAUCUCUAUGGGCGCCUAUCUCUAUGGGCGCCUAUCUCUAUGGGCGCCUAUCUCUAUGGGCGCCUAUCUCUAUGGGGCGCCUAUCUCUAUGGGCGCCUAUCUCUAUGGGCGCCUAUCUCUAGGGGCGCCUAUCUCUAUGGGCGCCUAUCUCUAGGGGCGCCUAUCUCUAUGGGCGCCUAUCUCUCUAUGGGCGCCUAUCUCUAUGGGCGCCUAUCUCUAUGGGCGCCUAUCUCUAUGGCGCCUAUCUCUAUGGGCGCCUAUCUCUAUGGGGCGCCUAUCUCUAUGGGCGCCUAUCUCUAG
Molecule: messenger RNA, 654 nt
Organism: Closterium sp. NIES-65
Lineage: Eukaryota; Viridiplantae; Streptophyta; Zygnematophyceae; Desmidiales; Closteriaceae
Source: the annotation of a GenBank genome assembly